Messenger RNA from Coregonus sp. 'balchen', 9480 nucleotides. The record is from the annotation of a GenBank genome assembly. NCBI's taxonomy places the organism in Eukaryota, Metazoa, Chordata, Actinopteri, Salmoniformes, Salmonidae.
AUCACAGCCACAGCUGCCAGUAUUGGUGCAGCUGGAAUUCCGCAGGCCGGACUGGUCACCAUGGUGAUCGUGCUAACCUCAGUGGGCCUGCCCACUGAUGACAUCACACUUAUCAUUGCUGUGGAUUGGGCGUUGUAAGUACACAACGCUUCUGUUUGGUCUUCACGCCCAGUUUCUAUUUAUAUUUGACAUAAUAAAAGUUGAUAAAGGGUGAAUAAAGUUAAACCUAAGCAAAGUUGGCCGUAUUUUACAAAGUCAAUAAAAAACUGGUUUUAUAGAAUCUUAUUAUUAAGAAUAACAUUGUACUGAGAUAUUACGAGAAGUUGAUUUUAAAAUAUAUACUAUAGUGAUCUCAAUAUGCCACAAAAACUGUGGUACUGUAAUGUGUUACUAGUGCUCUCACAACACUACUAGACUGUAGCUUCAGUGUGUGUGCAGUGCACCAACAGAGCCUCCCACCACCACCAAGGCAGCUGAACCUAUUUUUGUGUUCCAGAGACCGUUUCAGGACCAUGGUCAACGUGAUGGGAGACGCUCUGGCCACGGGGAUCAUGGCUCACAUCUGUAGAAAAGACUUUAUCAAGGAGGGAGAGCAGGUGAGAGAAACUCUGUUUCUCAAUAUGCAUUCUACCGUACACUCAUGCUCCGAGUGCAUUCUCUGAAGACGUUCUCUUGAGUACGUCCUUGUGAGGACGAGAGUGUGGAGAAUGCAUAAAACAUUACAUUUGAGAAGCACUCGCACUCCCCCUACUGUAUUACCUCACGCUUCACCUCCCCAUUCACUGAACCUUCUUCCAGCCAGGACAAUCGUAACAAUAGACGAAACAAGAUAUACACAAAGCAAACGUUUUACUUCAUAACUAUCUUCUAGCUAGCUAUAGUGCAUUCGGAAAGUAUUCAGACCCCUUUACUUUUUCCACAUUUUGUUACGUUACAGCCUUAUUCUAAAAUGGAUUUAAUAUAAAAAUGUCCUCAUCAAUCUAUUUACAUAGGUAUUCAGACCCUUUGCUAUGAGACUCGAAAUUGAGUUCAGGUGCAUCCUGUUUCCAUUGAUCAUCCUUGAGAUGUUUCUACAACUUGAUUGGAGUCCACUGUGGAAAAUUCAAUUAAUUGGACAUGAUUUGGAAAGGCACACACCUGUCUAUAUAAGGUCCCACAGUUGACAGUGCAUGUCAGAGCAAAAACCAAGCCAUGAGGUCGAAGGAAUUGUCCGUAGAGCUCCGAGACAGGAUUGUGUCGAGGCACAGAUCUGGGGAAGUGUACCAAAACAUUUCUGCAGCAUUGAAGCUUCCUAAGAACACAGUGGCCUCUAUUCUUAAAUGGAAUAAGUUUGGACCUACCAAGACUCUUCCUAGAGCUGGCCGCCAGGCCAAACUGAGCAAUCGGGGGAGAAGGGCCUUGGUCAGGGAGGUUACUAAGAACCCAAUGGUCACUCUGAGAUGGGAGAUGGGAGAACCUUCCAGAAGGACAAACAUCUCUGCACCAUUCCACCAAUCAGGCCUUUAUGGUAGAGUGGCCAAACGGAAGCCACUCCUCAGUAAAAGGCACAUGACAGCCAGCUUGGAGUUUGCCAAAAGGCACCUAAAGGACUCUCAGACCAUGGGAAACAAGAUUCUCUGGUCUGAUGAAACCCAGAUUGAAGUCUUUGGCCUGAAUGCCAAGCAUCCCUAUGGUGAAUCCCUAUGGUGGUGGCAGCAUCAUGCUGUGGGGAUGUUUUUCAGCGGCAGGGACUGGGAGACUAGUCAGGAUCGAGGGAAAGAUGAACGAAGCAAAGUACAGAGCGAUCCUUGAUGAAAACUUGUUCCAGAGUGCUCAGGACCUCAGACUGGGGCGAAGGUUCACCUUCCAACAGGUCAACGACACACAGCCAAGACAACGCAGCAGUGGCUUCGGUACAAGUUUCUGAAUGUACUUGAGUGGCCCAGCAAGAGCCCGGACUUGAACCCGAUCAAACAUCUCUGGAGAGACCUGAAAAUAGCUGUGCAGCGACGCUCCCCAUCCAAAUUGUAGCGUCAUACCCAAGAAGACUCGAGGCUGUAAUCACUACCAAAGGUGCUUCAACAAAGUACUGAGUAAAGGGUCUAAAUACUUAUGUAAAUGGAAUUUAAACGUUUUUUAUUUGUAAUAGAUUUGCAAAAAAAUAAAAAAAACAGUUUUUGCUUUGUCAUUAUGGGGUUUUGUGUGUACAGUGGGGAAAAAAUGAUUUAGUCAGCCACCAAUUGUGCAAGUUCUCCCACUUAAAAAGAUGAGAGAGGCCUGAAAUUUUCAUCAUAGGUACACGUCAACUAUGACGUAUGGUCAGAUGAAACCAAAAUAUAACUUUUUGGUAAAAACUCAACUCGUCGUGUUUGGAGGACAAAGAAUGCUGAGUUGCAUCCAAAGAACACCAUACCUACUGUGAAGCAUGGGGGUGGAAACAUCAUGCUUUGGGGCUGUUUUUCUGCAAAGGGACCAGGACGACUGAUCCGUGUAAAGGAAAGAAUGAAUGGGGCCAUGUAUCGUGAGAUUUUGAGUGAAAACCUCCUUCCAUCAGCAAGGGCAUUGAAGAUGAAACGUGGCUGGGUCUUUCAGCAUGACAAUGAUCCCAAACACACCGCCCGGGCAACGAAGGAGUGGCUUCGUAAGAAGCAUUUCAAGGUCCUGGAGUGGCCUAGCCACAUCAACACCCAAGAGAUCCACAGAUUUAUAUUGCACUCCACACUGCCCUCACCCACAUUGACAAAAUGAAUACCUAUGGAAGAAUGAUGUUUAUUGACUACAGCUCAGCAUUCAACACCAUAGUCCCUCCAAAGCCCAUUACCACGCUCAGGACCCUGGUACUGAACACCUCCCUCUGCAACUGGAUCCUGGACUUCCUGACGGGCUGCCCCCAGGCGUUGAGGGUAGGCAACAACACAUCCGCCACGCUGACCAUCAACAUGUGGGCCCCUCAGGGGCAGGGGCGGCCUGUUCAAUAGGGCGAUAUGGGCGACGCACUGCCAAACGGGAAAAGGAAGGGAUUUUUUUUCUAAUCAAUUAUAUCACGGCAACAGUAGUUAUCAGUGUUGUAAUCUAUACGUCUGAUCUGCCACAGUGCCACACUGCCACUAAAUGUCGAAUCAGGCUAAAGUCGUGCUUCAAAUGGCUCCCCCCCCUUUUGGGGCGAUUUCAGUCAGGUUGAAAAUCGCCCAGAAGUCUCUCAUAGCCUCUAAUGUAAAAUCUAUUUUUUUCAAAUUUCAGAGCCUUCAAUACAAUCUCUAUGGGUGUCUGAGGGCUUGCACUUACGCGCUUUCGUCAUACGUAACGUAACGUAACCAUGAACGUAACUGAGAAAAGAGCGGAUUGUGUCUUUGAAAGAAGUUCCUUUUUGUCGGCGAACAAAUGAAGAUAAAUUGGCAACGAAACAAUUAGGACCUCCCAGACCAAAUUUAAUAAUUCAACAGGUUUCUACUAAAGGCGGAAAGUCCUACACCCGAGGAUUUUCCAAAAAUUGGUACGAACGGAAAAAUAACAUUGCCACUCAACUUGAUGAGGGAUACAGGCUAGCUGUCCGCCGCCACAACGAUGAGGUUAGUGUUGAUAAUCACAAGUUUACUGGAGAACUGAGACCAAGUAGAGACUUUGGACAGGGUGGAUAUGGUAUAAUAAAGGCAGUUUAUUCAGAGGUAAAGAUAUCUGGAAUCGCGUGCACGGACCCGUUCGUCAAACUCUUAGGGAGCUAUAAAUUAAGCCCCAUUACUUACCAUAUCAGAUAAGAGAAAUUGCUGCAGCUACAUAUAUUUUACAUCCUGGCCCUACAUAGUUCACUAUUUGCAUCACUUACCAAAAUAUUACAUGUGGUCAUAUAUGCUUGGAAAGUGGAGAUGCCAUAGAACGUCAAAAAAGUAAACAUUGCUGGAGACACAUUGCCGUUUUGGAGAAGACAUCGCGUUUGCUAGCGAAGAGAUUUGUUGUGGCAAAUGAACUUGGGCUGGGAUAAGAUAUAUGCAUCAGCAUUGCGAGUCUCAUGAUUCUAUACGUAUUGCGAUUCGAUACUGUGAUUUUAUUGCGCACCAUAUGUCUGUUGCAGAGGGAUCAGAAAGCCAUGAGAACGAGUUUUGAUCAGUCAUGGAAAUAAAAGUGCUGAAAACAAAUUGGCUCCCAAUGUGAAAAGAUUGAGAACAAGCUAUGAAGGAACAAUAAUGGUGUUUUGGUGCAGGUACAGCCAACUAGCGCUAAAAUAUUGCGAUAUUGUCAAUACAGUAUAUCGUAAAGUAUCACUAUGUAACUCGAUUUCUUUCACCCCAAUCCCUCAAAUUAACGGUAAAUAACUGAAUUGUUUGCCCCACAUUUAGCUAAGAUGAUUAGCUAGCCAGCUAAAAUGUUUUAUUUAGUUAGCAGUCGCAUCUACAAUAGUUUACUGUCAAUAACAUGUCUCCAAAAAUGACGUGGUGUCUCCAAUUGUGUUGACAUUUUACAAUUGCGAUGCGCAUCCAUGAGUAUCCACUUUCUGUAGCUCAGCUGGUAGAGCACGGCGCUUGUAACGCCAAGGUAGUGGGUUCGAUCCCCGGGACCACCCAUACACAAAAAUGUAUGCACGCAUGACUGUAAGUCGCUUUGGAUAAAAGCGUCUGCUAAAUGGCAUAUUAUUAUUAUUAUUAUUAUUAUUAUCUGAAGAGAGCCCCGAAACAUUGUGUGCUGACAUUUUAUGCAAUAAAUGAAGUAGGUUGAAUCUAGUAGUUCUGAUCUUCUGAUUGGUCCUGAUGAGUUGGGCGAGGUCCCCUCCAGGCUACUGUCACUGUUGCAUUGGCUCUGAGUCGGGUUCUCUGUCUUCAAAUGUUCAGCCUAAGAGAGGGGAUUUUUGUGUGUGUGUGUGUGUGUGUGUGUUUAACAGUGAUGAUGUGUGUGUGUGUGUGUGUGUGUGUGUGUGUGUGUGUUUAACAGUGAUGAUGUGUGUGUGUGUGUGUGUGUUUGUGUGUGUGUGUGUGUGUGUCCUCAGAGCAAGAACUCGUGAGUUGGAAGAACUGAGAGGCCUAUGGCGUGGGUGUUGUCCUUGGCCACCUGCUGACAAGGCUGACAAGAUAGGACCCUUUUGUCCAUUGUUAUUGGAUAGGAACAGAACUUAUAACCAGCUCCUGACCUAAAUAGAUCUUAGCACAACAUUUUACUCAACAUAUCAUAUUCCAUAUUCACUAUAACAAAUAUAUUUACUACGACAUUAGCAAGAACCGCCACAUCCUCAGCCGGCUAAUCCAGUGUGUGAAGUUUUGCGGCGUGUUUGAGUUAGCUUUGCGAGGCAAAGAUGAAACUGAGGGCUCCACCAACCCUGGUAAGCCAACACUUUUGAGAUCAGUCAAUAAAUGCUUCUGGUAUUGACUUAUAUGCUGCCCCUGUCUUCAUGUUGUUGCUGGACAUAUCUUUUUUAAAAUGUGUGUAGGUCACCUAAAUCAUCAGAAAAAUUGCCCCCCCUGAGAAUUUUUUCAGGAGCCGCCAAUGCUCAGGGGUGUGUGCUUAGUCCCCUCCUGUGAUUUGAUUGAUUUACCAAAACCCUCAUGACAAGCUGAAAUCGCUGAGGCGUACACCUUCAUAGUGGACCAAAGGCGGCAAUGCGCAUUGGCUCACGACGCGAACAGAUCUAUGUCGGCUCUCCCGAACAGUGCUACUCGUUAUCCCGAGGACCCCCUUGAGACAUGAGGUCCGCCCCCUCAUUGAGGUAGUCUGGGAUAUGACGGGCUGUCAAGGAGUGAAGGCGCCAGUGCACCCACAACCACAAUCUCUUUGCCAGCUGGUAGAGCGCAACACAUUGCGGCCCUGAAGCCUAGGAGCGAAAUGUUGCAGAACCAUCAGCACCGUCUCUUGCUCUAGGAGAUUGAUGUGGCGAUUCUCCAAUGGAGGCCACACAUCCCCCACUGCUCGAUUCUGGCAUGUCCCCCCCAUCCAGUCAGAGAAGCAUCUGUAUAGACUGGAAUGUGAGAGGAGACUCUUCCCAUCAGGACACCACGUGUACAGAUCCGCCCUGAGGUUGCUGGGAACGACCAACAGCCGGCGACGAUGACGCACAGGGUCUAGUCGCAAGUAAGCCAACACUCCCAAGUAAGCCAACAUUACGCACUUGGGGCCAGGGAGUACCUAAACGGCUCCCUCAUGUAUUCGUACAAUAUUCCCCGGAAGUCGAAGCAGAGAAACUUCCCGUGGCACAGUUUCACCGGCACAUGAAAGUACACGUCCUUCAGGUCUAUACUCUUGCAAAAGUUGUUUAGGUGGAUACAUUCCAUCAGACGCUUUGACGUGAGCGAAAAGGCUGUUUGGCUAAUCUCUCGGUCAGGGUGCGCUGGCCAGUGGUGGAAAAAGUACCCUAUUGUCAUACUUGAGUAAAAGUGUAGAUACCUUAAUAGAAAGUUACUCAAGUAAAAGUGAAAGUCACCCAGUAAAAUAGUACUUGAGUAAAUGUCUAAAAGUAUUUGGUUUUAAAUAUACUUAAGUAUCAAAAGUAAAUAUAAUUGCUCAAAUAUACUUAAGUAUCAAAAGUAGAAGUAAAAGUAUAAAUAAUUUCAAACUCCUUAUGUUAAGCAAAGCAGACUGCUCCAUUUUCUUGUUUUUAAAAUUGACGGAUAGCCAGGGGCACACUCCAAUACUCAGACAUUAUUUGCAAAAGAUGUAUUUGUGUUUAGUGAGUCCACCAGACCAGAGGCAGUACGGAUGACCACGUGUUCUUUUGAUAAGUGCAUGAAUUUCACAAUUUUCCUGUUCUGCUAAGCAUUCAAAAUGUAACGAGUACUUUUGGUUGUCAAGGAAAAUGUAUGGAGUAAAAAGUACAAUAUUUUCUUCAGGAAUGUAGUGAAGUAAAAGUAAAAGUUGUCAAAAAUAGAAAUAAUAAAGUAAAGUACAGAUACCCCCAAAAAUGACUGAAGUAGUACUUUAAAGUAUUUUUACUUUAAAGAGGCUCAGUCUUUUUUGGAACCACGAAAUAGGGCGAGUAAAGCCCCUUGUUUCUCUGUUCCGAGGGAACCACUGUAUCCGCCUCCUUUGACAGUAGCUCCGCAAUCUCUAAUUUUAGAGCCGCGACUUUCUCUGUCGAUGACAUCACCAUCUCCACCACUCCCGUGUAGGGAGGAGGAGACCAGUGAAAUUGGAUAGUGUAACCCAGUCUUAGCGUUUGUUUUAACCAGGAUGGAGAGUGCUGCUUUGACGCCACUCCCAAUAAUGCUGCGAGAGCAGGAGAGCGUGCAGCUGGGGAACGUUUAGUAGAAACUAUCUGUAUUCCUCUAUGGUCCUGCCCGCCACUGGCCACUGGUCGUAACACGGUGGCACAGCCCAUGGUGGCCCCUUGUGAAAGGGAGAGGAAACAGCCUGGUUCUGUGGAAGCCGGCGGUGCUGAUACAAUGGUUACAUGCGUAACGCCAGUAACAGCGCCUCCUGAUAGCAUAGAGCCAUGCUCAGGCUGUGGGCUCAUAUGUGGGCCAGAGGUUGUCCCCGCUGCCUGCCAAAAAGAGGCUGCUGGCGGGUCGGAACCCUUGCUGUCACACGCGCUGUUUGCUCUGACGAGUGCCGGGUGCAUGAACCAGAGUUAUGUGUGUCUAUGACCGGGGGCCGGACGCCUCUGGAUAGAUAGAGAGAGAGAGGGAGAGGAGCAACCUGAGAGAUCUUAGGUUUGCCAUGGAAAAAGGGCUCUUUUGUGUCAUUGUCCUAAAAUAAUGCCAUCUCUUUAUUACAAAUAGACAAAGUAUCCAACAGGAGGGUGAGGAAUGACAGAAGGAAAGCCGGCUACAGUCGGGUCCUCCAUCUGCUCCCCCGCGUUGCGUCAAACGCAGCGUCGCUUCUGAUCACGAGGGUUUUGCCUUUGUGCUUUUGCCGGCGUGUACUGCUGGGCAGGAGGGUCGGCGCUGGGGCAGCUGGAACAGCAGGAGUGUUGCUUGGAGCUGUCGCCUAGCGGCAGGCAUGCCGCUGAGCUGUAGACCCCGGUCUCUGGGAAGAGGAGGAUGAGGAGGACAGCUGCCGGUGCUGCGCGGCUGACGUAGCCAGAGGCAGAUAUUUAGCCAGCUGCUUCCUCCCUCCAAUUUUCUAAAGCGCUCAGUCGCCUGCACCACGGCGGCCCCGUAAAGGGCUUUCUUGGAAAUAGGCGCGUUGAGCAGCUUGUUUCUCUCCGGCUAAUUCAUGGCAGUGAGAGAGAGCCACAGGUGCUGGUGAGUCACGAUAGAUGUAGCCAUUUCCCGUCCAGCGCAGAUGAGCAACAGCGUCUUUGAUUUGAAUUUCUUCAGUGAAGAACGCCUAAAGAAUGGCUGCAUCACCACUUGGUAUGGCAACUGCUCGAUAUCCGACCACAAGGCACUACAGAGGGUAGUGUGUACGGCCCAGUACAUCACUGGGGCCGAGCUCCCUGCCAUUCAGGACCUCUAUACCAGGUGGUGUCAGAGGAAGGCCCUAAAAAUUGUCAAAGUCUCCAACCACCCAAGUCAUAGACUGUUUUCUCUGCUACCACACGGCAAGCGGUAUCGAUGCAGGACCAUGAACAGCUUCUACCCACAGGCCAUAAGACUACUAAAUAGUUAAUCAAAUUGCUACCCGGACUAUUUGCAUUGACCCCCUUUUUUACGCUGCUGACACUCACUGUUUAUUAUCUAUGCAUAGUUACUUUACCCCUACCUACAUGUUCAUAUUACCUAAAUUACCCCGACUAACCUGUACCCCGCAUAUUGACUCGGUACCGGUGUCCCCUGUAAAUAGCCUCGUUAUUAUUAUUUUAUUGUUACUUUUUUUAAACUUUAGUUUAUUACUUUUUUUUAAACAUAUUUUCUUACUUACUUUUAAAAAACUCUGCAUUGUUGGUUAAGGGCUUGUAAGUAAGCAUUUUAGGGUAAGGUCUGCAUCUGUUGUAUUCAGCGCAUGUGACAAAUACAAUUUAAAUUGAAGUUAUUUCCCAAUCUCUCUGUUGAAUACAGAUAUUAAGAUUCUUCCUUAGAGUUCUAUUUGCAUAGGGAAUUAUUUUGGUUUGGCAUUAUUUCACGGAUUGGUUUAUUCUACAUUUAUGGGUGGGCUAUGAAGACAUGUAGUUAUGAGAUAAAAUAACAUUAAAACAAAGUUUCAAUUGCAACUUACAAUAUAUCCAAGUGUGUUGGCCGUUUUAAAUGUUUGGUUUCUUUGUACCUCCCAUUGCGUCCUGACAUUUGAACCAGCAGUGGACCUAUCUAUUUGUUUUGCAUUGGGAAUUCUUUGCUUUAGCACAAAUUCACGGAUUGGUUCCUUCUUCUACCUCCCGUUGUCUUUUACCCCCUUCAGGUGCCUUUGAUCUGCGAGACCAAGCCCAUGAUCAGCAUCCAGCAGAUGACGUACCAGAAGAAUGGUGUGCACCAGCCCACUCCCUGUGGACCGGGGGGCCCAGAUGUGGCUCGUCUGAUGCAGCUGGAGGAGGGGGUUCGGCCGGAGCAGAGGAAGAGGAACCCCCACGCUCCCCAACACCAGAGGGAGCACAAGGACAAGGACCACUGCUCCAUCGACAUGAACGGCCUGGAGACCAACGUAUAG